Molecule: messenger RNA, 1083 nt
Organism: Nomia melanderi (Alkali bee)
Lineage: Eukaryota; Metazoa; Arthropoda; Insecta; Hymenoptera; Halictidae
Biological process (GO): anatomical structure morphogenesis; regulation of transcription by RNA polymerase II; cell differentiation
Molecular function (GO): DNA-binding transcription factor activity, RNA polymerase II-specific; RNA polymerase II cis-regulatory region sequence-specific DNA binding
Source: RefSeq, a predicted model, not a curated record
AUGCCCCGACCGUCGAGGGACACUUACGGCGACCAGAAACCGCCCUAUUCCUACAUCUCGUUGACCGCAAUGGCGAUCUGGUCGUCCAGGGACAAGAUGCUGCCCCUAGCCGAGAUCUACAAGUUCAUCGCGGACCGGUUCCCCUAUUACCGCAAGGACACACGCAGAUGGCAGAACUCGUUGAGGCACAAUCUGUCUUUUAACGACUGUUUCAUCAAGGUACCAAGAGGGCCGCACCGGCCUGGCAAAGGCGCGUAUUGGGCGCUGCACCCGGCCGCGCUCUCGAUGUUCGAGAACGGCUCGUUGUUGCGGCGCCGGAAGCGGUUCAAGCUGCACAAGCCCGACAAGGAGCUGCUGAAGUCGGAGCUGCAGGCGUUGGCAUCGGCGAUGCCUCCGCCACACUCGGAGUCGUCGCCGGUCCUCUCGAUCAGCCCCGGCGUGCAGUCGAGCAGCCUGACCGUGGCGAACCUGCACCGGCUGCGGGACGACCUGCUGCGCUGGGAGCUGCAGGAGCGUCGGCUGACCAUGACCUCCGGCGGCAACGGUUCACCAGGCUUCCCGACACCGGACCCCGGCUCCGGUUACUACCUCCUCUCGCCGGAGGUCCGACAGAGACUCGCCGGGACCGACGAGAUCCUCCGCGGAUACGACGCGGCGAACCUCCUGCAGACCGGCAACUGGAGCUUCCCGGGGUUCCAGGUGUCCCCGUACGUCUCCCAGCUGUCCUACUUCCAGACAGAGUUACCGGAAGGCAGGCAGCUCUGCCCGGCAGCCGGCGAGCCCGGCAUCCACGAGAAGAACGAGUCGAGGCCGUUCCUCGACGUGCCCAGGAGCUCCAGCGCGGACGUCAAGAUGGCCGACGGCUGCGUACCCAUGGACGUCGCCGUGCCCGGCCAGACCGCCGUCCAGCCGGAGAAGAAGAAGAAGAAACCGUUCACCAUUGAGAACAUCAUCGCUCCCGACGACGAGCAGAUCAGUAGGAAUAUCGAGGACAAGAGGGGCCAUCUUCUUGCGCCGCGGCCGCUCUACGCGGGCGGAUUCCCGUUCGGCAUGGCGAAGGUGCCCUACGAGACUGCGACCUGA